This is a messenger RNA of Trifolium pratense (red clover), 1848 nucleotides long. RefSeq lists its product as uncharacterized. The transcript has 4 exons. NCBI's taxonomy places the organism in Eukaryota, Viridiplantae, Streptophyta, Magnoliopsida, Fabales, Fabaceae. The record is from RefSeq and is a predicted model, not a curated record. Gene Ontology annotation, biological process: gene silencing by siRNA-directed DNA methylation. The coding region runs from base 1 to 1848 and encodes 615 amino acids.
AUGGGAGAAUCAAUUCCGGUUAUUAGGGUUCGCAAUAACAACCAUAUUGUUACGUACAUAAAAUCAGAACAUACUCGUGGUGAAUCUGAUUUGGAAUACUAUGAGCGUCGAUAUUACAAAAGGUUGAAGGAUGAUUACUACGAGUUUAAAAUCUCUGAUUCGACAUAUCGUUGUCCGUUUUGUUACAACAAAGAUUACUCGUUGUCCGACCUUUUGAGGCAUGCUUACAGAAUGACAGCAUUUAGAAUCUUCAAUAAUGCCAAUAACAACAAUCAUGCCAAUAAUUUUCAUCUACGCCACAUAGCUACUGAAACCCUAGAUGAUAACCAACCAUCUCUUCCCGAGAAACUUGACGAUCCUGCUUAUAAAUCCAAACCGAAAGAAACCGAAGUAGUUAUUGAACAAGAUGCUUCGGUUGAAGUUGAUGAAUCGAAAGAUGAGAAGGAAGAGAUCGAUGAACAUGAUGAUUCAGAGAAAGAGGAUCAAACGGAUGUGGAGUCUAAAAUGAUAGAAACUACAAUCAAUGAGGAAGGAGUGCUCAAUCUAGAAUUGGAGGGUAGUUUCAACGAGAACAACAAUGGCAUGGAUUGCGACAUCCAAAUAGAGGCGAUGCCAGAAAUUGAUGAAGAAACAAAGGAGAAAGAAUGUCGUGUAACAAAUUUAUCGUCGUCGGUAGCGCAAUAUGAUGCGACCUUAAGGAUAACACAAACAAAGAAACUUAUGAACUUUUAUCGGUGUUCUCAUGUUAUGCAUAUAAGCUCUACCGCCCUUGUGGAGUUAUUAGAUGGAUUAACAAGCUAUUAUCUCAAGUUAGAGGAGAAAAAUCAAGCUUUUAAAGAAGAAAAUAGUCGGUAUGAGGCAAGACUAAAUGAAGAGCAAAAAGUAGCAAUCAAGCAAACGAGAAAGAAUUUGAUAAUUAAAGCAGAACCGAUACUAAGUUUCUACUAUGAUAAACGCAUGAGUCAAUAUCAAGAUGAGAACUCGGGGUCGACCAUGGGAGAAUCAAUUCCGGUUAUUAGGGUUCGCAAUAACAACCAUAUUGUUACGUACAUAAAAUCAGAACAUACUCGUGGUGAAUCUGAUUUGGAAUACUAUGAGCGUCGAUAUUACAAAAGGUUGAAGGAUGAUUACUACGAGUUUAAAAUCUCUGAUUCGACAUAUCGUUGUCCGUUUUGUUACAACAAAGAUUACUCGUUGUCCGACCUUUUGAGGCAUGCUUACAGAAUGACAGCAUUUAGAAUCUUCAAUAAUGCCAAUAACAACAAUCAUGCCAAUAAUUUUCAUCUACGCCACAUAGCUACUGAAACCCUAGAUGAUAACCAACCAUCUCUUCCCGAGAAACUUGACGAUCCUGCUUAUAAAUCCAAAUCGAAAGAAACCGAAGUAGUUAUUGAACAAGAUGCUUCGGUUGAAGUUGAUGAAUCGAAAGAUGAGAAGGAAGAGAUCGAUGAACAUGAUGAUUCAGAGAAAGAGGAUCAAACGGAUGUGGAGUCUAAAAUGAUAGAAACUACAAUCAAUGAGGAAGGAGUGCUCAAUCUAGAAUUGGAGGGUAGUUUCAACGAGAACAACAAUGGCAUGGAUUGCGACAUCCAAAUAGAGGCGAUGCCAGAAAUUGAUGAAGAAACAAAGGAGAAAGAAUGUCGUGUAACAAAUUUAUCGUCGUCGGCAGCGCAAUAUGAUGCGACCUUAAGGAUAACACAAACAAAGAAACUUAUGAACUUUUAUCGGUGUUCUCAUGUUAUGCAUAUAAGCUCUACCGCCCUUGUGGAGUUAUUAGAUGGAUUAACAAGCUAUUAUCUCAAGUUAGAGGAGAAAAAUCAAGCUUUUAAAGAAGAAAAUAGUCGGUAA